GUUCUCAUUACUUCAAAAAAGGAAAGCGGUAAAGUGGAAAGGGCUUCACCUCAAAUCCUUUUUGACAGUGUCCCCAGGUUUCACUUCUCCAGAUAAAGGCUAAUCUUUACAGUGUCUCGUUUGGGAAACACACGUUGCGAAAACUGAAUUUGAACCGGUGAAGAGGAUCUACCCGAGGCAGCUCUCAAUCCAUACCGCCCACAGCAAACAGGAUUCAUAGCAACAAUUGCACUAAUUUUCUACAGCAUCUACACACGUUCUUUUCUGCCAUGAAGUUGUCGUUUAAAUUACGGACUCUAAAAUCCUUAUGGACUCUGAAGCCUUCUAACAGGUCUUUCCAUGGACACGGCAGGCUGCUUGCUGCUGAUGUAUAUUCACAGUACGAGUCCAUCAGGAGGGGUGAACAGGAAAUACCACAGUACUUUAACUUUGCGAGCGAUGUGCUGGACAAAUGGGCUGAGAUGGAGAAGGCUGGAAAGAGACCAUCAAACCCUGCCUUUUGGUGGAUAGAUGGAAAAGGAGAAGAAGUGAAGUGGAGCUUUGAGGAGCUGGGGUUCCUGUCACGGAAAGUGGCCAAUGUGCUGACUGAAGUGUGUGGACUGCAAAAGGGGGACAGAAUUGUUGUGAUCCUGCCGCGAAUCCCAGAAUGGUGGCUGGUGAACGUGGCUUGUAUGCGAGCAGGAAUUGUCUUAAUUCCAGGAAUAUCCCUAUUAUCACCCAAAGACAUAUUAUAUCGACUUCAGGCGUCCAAGGCCAAGUGCAUUGUUACCAAUGACACACUGGCUCCUGCCGUGGACUCUGUGGCAUCCGAGUGUCAGUUUCUGCAAACCAAGCUAAUGGUGUCCAAAGGCAGUAGGGAGGGAUGGCUGAACUUCACUGACCUCUACAAAAACCAAUCUGCUGAUCAUUCCUGCAUCAAAACAAGGAUUCAAGAUUCAAUGACUAUCUUCUUUACCAGUGGAACCACAGGUUUUCCAAAGAUGACUGAACAUUCCCAGGGAAGUCUUGGUUUCAGACCCCUUUUAAGUGAAAGGUACUGGUUGGACUUGACUCCCUCGGAUGUGAUCUGGAGCACAGCAGACACGGGAUGGAUACUAGGUGCACUGACAUCUGUUUUUGAUCCCUGGGUUUUUGGGUCAUGCGUCUUUAUACAUAGGCUACCACGGAUUGAAUCAGCAGACAUCCUAAAUACUCUCUGCAGAUUCCCCAUUGACACACUGGUUGGUGCUCCAACGUUGUUCCGCAUGCUGGUGCAAAAUGAUCUCUCCAGCUAUAAAUUCAUGAACCUGAAGCACUGCUUGAGUGGAGGGGAGCCACUCAACCCAGAAGUCAUGGAGCAGUGGAAAAGAGCAACUGGGCUGGACAUCCAUGAAGUAUAUGGCCAGACUGAAACGGGAAUAAUCUGCUGUGUUUCUAAAGGAAUGAAGAUUAAACCUGGAUUAAUGGGGAAGGGAGUUCCCCUUUAUGAUGUGCAGAUCAUAGACAAAAAUGCUAAUAUUCUGCCUCCAGGACAACAGGGGGAAAUUGCUGUCCGAAGCAAACCUCUAAGACCACUUGGUUUAUUCUCUGAAUAUGUAGAUAACCCAAAGAAAACCGCAGAAAGUGAACGUGGGGAUUUUUAUGUCACUGGAGACAAAGGGACUAUGGAUGAAGAUGGAUAUAUUCAGUUUUUUGGGAGAGAUGAUGACAUCAUCAUUUCCUCAGGAUACCGCAUUGGGCCGUUUGAAGUAGAGAGUGCCCUGAUAGAGCACCCAGCAGUAGCAGAAACAGCUGUUGUCAGCAGCCCUGAUCCCCUCAGAGGAGAGGUUGUGAAAGCAUUUGUGGUCCUGUCCCCUGCCUUUUCUUCCAGUGACUUGGAGAGCUUAACCUGUGACUUGCAGGACCAUGUGAAGAAAACAACUGCUCCGUAUAAAUAUCCUAGAAAGGUGGAAUUUGUCCAAGAGCUGCCAAAGACAGUCACUGGGAAGAUCAAGAGGAAUGAAUUAAGAAACAAAGAGUGGGGAAGGGCGUAGCAUUGUUUGGAAUUUAACAGAACUUCUUUCAUUCCAUUAACACUAUAGAAGUUUCUCUAAUAUAACUGCCCUUUUCUGAUCUAUUUUUGUUAAAUGCCUGAACAUUAAAAACUGUAGAUAGCACCAAGAGAUGAUGUUUACACCUGCUUGCAAAGCUUCUGAUGUCAGAACCAUGGUUUCAGUUCCUGAAGCCUUGCUUGGAAAGGGAGCAAACCAUAGAAUUCCAUUCUAGUCCUAAAUGUCCACAGGUUCAUCAGAAUUUGACUGGUGACCCAUAUGUUCUGGGUAGCAUCCGAGAUGAAUGGAGAUUGCUGGUAUCUUAUCUAGCUCCAAGCUGCAGAAAAGGCAGGCAUGGAUUUGAGGGGUUCAAAUGCUCUGUCCUUUAAUGCAGCGUGUUUAAACUGAAUGCAGCCUUCCUAUCAUUUACUGAUGAUGGAAAGACUCCUCUGUAUUGAUACCACCAUAUGACCUUCAUAAACCUUUCUAGUUUAAUAUAGGAUUUGUUGACAAGCAGUGCUAACUUCUCCCAUGCUUUAUCCGCAAAUACAUUCUCAUACUGAAGUGGCUUCAUUGCUCACCUUAUAUUCUGAUCUUCACACACAAUAGACAAAAUUCCUGUACCACUUCUGAUGGUCUUUAAAACAAAUUUUGCUGUUGGGCAGAUGACACAGUAAAUGUUUGCUACAGGACCAGUCUAUUUCAGCACCCACUUAGAAGUGAAACCAGUGAAAACCCUUGAUCUGCUUUGGAUAAGCACAUCUCUGUUUAACAUUUAGCUCUUAGCUUUGUGGAGAAGCUCGUGUGGUAGCGCACACUCUUACUUCUUACAGUUGCACAUGCAAUAGUGGGCCAGCCUUUAAGGCUAUAUCAGUUCUUAGCUGUUAAUCCUCAGGUUAUUUCAAUUCAUGCACUCAAAGAAAACUUCACUUUCUGAUGUGAAUUUUCAUUAUUUGACAAAACCAUCUCCAGCCUUGAACUCCUCUUCUGUUCAUUAAAUAAGCAGAAAUCGCUCGAGAACAACAGCAUCUUUAGCCAGGAAGGAGGGUCUUCUACAGCUGUAUCUCACUGCCUGUAUUUCUGUGUCUACAGCAGCUGUAAAGCGAGAUUUGGAGAACUCUGAUUUUGAAAAAGUACAGUGUUUUGUUUCUUGAGACUAAAUAUUUUGCUUAUGUCAAUGAAACAAUUUCUGUUCUAGCAAAUGUUGAAAUGAAAGGGAUUGUCAAUAAACACAAUGUUUACUUCAUUCCUUUUCACAGUAGCUUCACUUUUUGUCACGCUCCUUAGUAUUUCACAAAGAUUUCAGAACACUUUUCACUAGUUUACUCCUAAGGCUUCCAGGAGCAUUAGAUUACAUGAUUAUAAAACUAAUCAUUAAUUUCUUGAAUGUACUUCUUUGGGCGUGUGACUUGUCGCUGCCUCAAGCUCUUUUCUGUACCCAGUUCAGUUUCCUUUAGAAGCUUUAUACUCCUGGGCCUCCCGGGGGUCUAUAUCUUCUAGCUUUUAAAAACAACAAAAAGUGGACAAAACAACAAAAAGUCUGCAAAAAAUUGAAUGACAAACAAGAGUACAAACUGGAAUUCAGAGCCCCUGGAAACUUGUCCUUGUCCCUGCAGUUUGCUGUUCAGGCACUUAAACUCCACUAAUGCCCAAGGACUGGGAGGUCGAUUUUCCCCCCACCCCCCAAUCAAAUACAAUUACCUAAAAUCAAGCAACUGAACUCAGAGUUGGGGAAGUUCAGAGCCUAAAAAGAAAAAAAAAUGUCUGAAUGAAACUGCCACACUGAAGACAAGAGUUUUACCACUAAUUUCGGUGGGAUUAUGACUCUUGACUCUGUAAAUUCUAGUGUGGCUUGUUAGAAUAAUUUGCUCUAGAGUUCAACGCCAGAACUGUAACCUCUGAUGAUCCCUUGCCCAGCUGACCUUGGAAUCUGGGCUUCUACUGUGCUCUGGUACCCAGUUUUUUUGCAUGAGUGGGCUGGGAUCAAAGUCAAGCAGUCUGCCAGGUUAUUUAUACCACGUGCGGAGGCAGCGGUCUGAGGUGCUCUGUGCCACACUGCAGCAACCUUUUAGCAUUGAUAUUCAAUUUGCUUUUCUGUCUCACGUUCAAGGUAUCUCGUUGGGCUGCUUGAAGUAGAGAGGGAGUGCCCUGAUGGAUGGUCCAUCAGGAGCUGAAACGGGUGCUGCCAGCAGCCAGGACCUCUUCAGGAGAGAGUGAUUGUGCCUUUCUUCAGAAGGUAAUUGGAGAAAUGAAAUCUGUGCUCUCAGGAGCAAAUAAUCCCCACUACAGACCAUGAUAUAUGAUACUAAUGAAGGGCUACAACCACUCAAAGAACUGGAGUGAGCCAGGAGUCUAUACUCAGG
Cuculus canorus (common cuckoo) is the source of this 4372-nucleotide messenger RNA. Its product is annotated as acyl-coenzyme A synthetase ACSM4, mitochondrial. Gene Ontology annotation, cellular component: mitochondrial matrix. Gene Ontology annotation, molecular function: fatty-acyl-CoA synthase activity; fatty acid ligase activity. Bases 270 to 2012 code for a protein of 580 amino acids. Gene Ontology annotation, biological process: fatty acid biosynthetic process; acyl-CoA metabolic process. The record is from RefSeq and is a predicted model, not a curated record. The transcript has 16 exons. NCBI's taxonomy places the organism in Eukaryota, Metazoa, Chordata, Aves, Cuculiformes, Cuculidae.